This is a messenger RNA of Lottia gigantea (owl limpet), 153 nucleotides long. RefSeq lists its product as hypothetical. The annotation marks the transcript as partial. The record is from RefSeq and is a predicted model, not a curated record. NCBI's taxonomy places the organism in Eukaryota, Metazoa, Mollusca, Gastropoda, Lottiidae. The transcript has a single exon.
GUGAACAAUCCAACGCUUGGCGAAUUCUGCUUCGCAAUGAUAGGAAGAGCCGACAUCGAAGGAUCAAAAAGCAACGUCGCUAAGAACGCUUGGCUGCCACAGGCCAGUUAUCCCUGUGGUAACUUUUCUGACACCUCUUGCGGGAAGCAGUAA